AUUUUUUAUUUUUUUUAUUUUUAUUUUAAAAGCAAUAUGAAUGUGGGGACUGAUUUUAUUCAUGGCUUUCAAACAAUGACUUCUACUCCACGACAAUUCCCUGAUAUUCAACUUAAGGACAUCAAGGUAUAUAUGAUAACAGUUUAUUUAUUGCUAAUUAUUAUUAUUUUCUUUUAACAAAAGGGCAAUAAAUUGGAUAUGAAACAAUUGGCAAAGGAUUAUCGACUUAUUCUUCUUACAUUCAAAAACUCAUCUUGUCCUGUAUGUCCUCAACUUUUACAUAUUUUGAACUUAUAUGGUGUAGACCCUCAUAGUACUACUUAUCAAGAUCCUUUUACAUUGGAAGAAUGGGAAAUUGAUGAAGCAACAAAGAAGUUCUUUCGAAUAUUAUUACGCCAGGAUGCCUACUUUGUUAUACUCUGCCCAGGUCCUUCUAAUGAAGUUGCUCAUAUUCAGAAUAAGACCAACUUUCCAUAUCCUUUUAUUGCUGGUGAUCAAGCUUUAUCAUUAGGCAAGGCUCUGAAAAUGAAUAUGUCUGAUCGAGACCUCUGGCCUGCUAUUUUUGAAGUAACCAUGGAUACAUUGGACGUACAUUCUAUCUAUGUUGGACGAAGCCCAGGUCAUUACUAUCAUCAAACAUUACUCAAAAUGUUAGUACGAGGACGUGGAAAAUGUGAAAUGAAAGGAAUUGCUUCUAUGCGUGAUGCUUAUGACACCAUCGAUCGAUUGAAACGAAAAUCAAUAAAGUGUGAAAAGCAAUCAUUGGCAACGUGGAUAUUGACAUUACCAACAUCAAGAACAGCAAAAUCACCACAAUUACCAGAAUCAACUUUAUCAUCACCCUUACCUUCACCCUUACCCAAUGUAUGCAGUCCCAUUGGAAGUACAACUGGUACAGUGACUAUUUUGACUUCACAACAAGACCAACACAUAUCAGACGAUGUUACUACUCCUACUACUGAUACCAAAGAUACACCUGUUCAACAACUUCCACCUGAAAUUCUUGAAUUGGCAUUAUCAUUUAUUCCUGAUACCCGUUCUCUUGUAGGUGUGGCUCGUGUCUCAAGGUUAUACUACGUCACGGUAUGUAACAUUGUGGGGAAACGAUUACGAAUCAAGAUGGAUCAACUUGCAUUGGCCUUACCUCAAGAUGAAAAUGGGAACAAGUUGGUGGAUGAAACAGAUGUAUUUAGUAAAUAUGUGGAUCGAUGGGGUGAUGAUGAUCAAGCUAUAGGUUAUCGUGAAUUGGAACGAAGGGUAGCAGAAUUAAGACAUUUAAUCGAUGAUAUUGGAAAAUGGACAAGAUGUUGGUCUCCUCGAAGAAAAGCGAUGAAUGAUAAUCGAACAAUGACACCAAUUCUUUCAACCACUCCUCUGAUGUCUCGUUUACCAUUUCAAGCUCCUUUUGAUGACAACUUUGGUAGUUUAGCUUAAUUUAUAUUAUUGUUUAAUUUAGAUGACUAGUUUAGAAAAAUUGAUUUGUAUUUAUCUCUUUGAUGAAAUAAAAAAAAAAAAAAACCAUAU
This is a messenger RNA of Halteromyces radiatus, 1524 nucleotides long. RefSeq lists its product as uncharacterized. The transcript is spliced from 2 exons. NCBI's taxonomy places the organism in Eukaryota, Fungi, Mucoromycota, Mucoromycetes, Mucorales, Cunninghamellaceae. Bases 199 to 1434 code for a protein of 411 amino acids. The record is from RefSeq and is a predicted model, not a curated record.